AUGACUCCAGCAGAACUUUCAGUAUUGUUGAAGGAGCUGCUCCCCUCUCUCAGCCCUGCUUCUUUGAUUGAAAAUAGGCUGUUUAUUGAAAGAGUAUGGCAAAGAUCAAAAGAACUAGAGUCUGUUAAACGUGACAACAAUGGGAAACAACUGAUAAAAGAUACCGUCAAUAUCUGGAAUAAAACGCUUCAAAUUGUGUUUGAAGACGACGAUGAAAUGAAGCAUAUUGUAUUAAUGUUACGCGACACCUGUUACCAAAUUUUAAGAAUGGACAAAGGAUGGAUAAAGGAUAAUAUGUGGCAGUAUUUAGGAAUAGUUACAAACGUUUUCAGAUUAUGGAUAGAAAUAUUUUUAGAUUUAGACAUAGAACAUGCGUCCUUGUUGAAACAGGAACUGGAGAAGUUUAAUGGAAAGUCAGCCACGGAUCUCCUUCAAGUAAAGGAGUUGUUGAAAAGCUUCGCAUUUCAAUCGGAAUUUAAUGGAUUACUCAUCUCAUCUUUACCAAAGUAUUCUAAGAAAAAUGACUGGGAUUCCUAUGAAGCAAUGUUCAAUAAGGCGAUAGCUGUUGUAGAUAUUACUAGUGUUUUAUCACACGAAGAUAAGAGAUCAUCAGGUAUCGACUACCUGUAUCAAGUUUUGUUGAGUACUGGAUUUUCUCUGUCUAACAUGUCUUCAAUGUCAUCUGUUCAAAUUAUCGACUGGAUAUCUCGUUCGUUUAAAAAAUUAUUGGAGUUAAACACCGAAAUCCCAACUUCCCAUGAGGUUUAUGAAUUAUUAUUAUCAGAUCAACAAGUGAAACAAUUACUUGAUUUAACAGAUCGAAUUGUUUCAGAGAAGUGCAAGUCAAGUUUAAGAUUUUAUAUGGCAAGGGUAUUCAUAAUUAUGAGGUGCUGUAACUCGGACUAUCAAACAGAUCUUUGUGCGAAUUAUUUUGAAGCGAUGGAAAAAACACCAAUACCUCCUCGGGAUAGUGACUUGAUAGACUUGAAUACUAUGAUCAAAAGAAUGUCUAAAAGCAGACAUGAUAUUGGGUAA
Molecule: messenger RNA, 1035 nt
Organism: Mucor mucedo
Lineage: Eukaryota; Fungi; Mucoromycota; Mucoromycetes; Mucorales; Mucoraceae
Exons: 13
Coding region: 1-1035 (344 amino acids)
Source: RefSeq, a predicted model, not a curated record